AUGGCUAAUGACAAGCUCGACAAGAAGAAUCUUCCCGAGUCGGACAUUUCAUCGGAUGAGUCUGACUGGGAAGAUGCCGAGCCUGAGGAGGAAGAGACCGUGAACUUCAUCUCUUUGCUGGACGACUCCGUUUUUCCCAGUCUCGAUUCCAUGUUGCAGCAUUGCCGCGAAAAGCACAAUUUCGAUUUCCUUGAAGUCCGUCGCCGGCUCGGCCUCGACUUCCUCGGCACUGUAAGGCUCGUCAACUUUGCGGCGUCUUCCCAAGCUAACAUCGCCGCCGCAGUCCGCCAAAACACUCACGAUGGUGCUCGUCUGCCCGAAAUUAUUUCUGUUGAGCACAUCUCUGAUGAUCGCUUCUUCAAGCCCGUCAUCGAGGAUGACGCUCUGAUCAUGGCACUAACGGAGCUAGAUCUUGGCUCUGAUUCUCAAGGUGUCCCUCGGGAAGAAUUGCAGUCGAAGUCAAGCCGGGAAGCUCAACUUGAGGGCGAUCUGGAGAAAGUCAAGGCACAGUUCGCCAGCUACCGCUUGGCCGUCGAACAAACGUUGGAUCAGCGUUGGGGAGAAGAUGUUCCAAACAGGAGCCGUCGGGACCGUUCAGUCGAUAAGGAGGCCCGCAAGGACGAGUCCCAGUACUACUGGGAAUCAUACGCAAGCAAUGGUAAGUUCGUGGAUAUCGAAAGCCUCACAGAAUUUCAUCCCGCGAGGUAUGCUUUCAACCACUUCAUUAACACCCAGAUAGAUAUUCAUGAAACCAUGCUCAAGGAUACCAUUCGGACAGAUGCAUAUCGCGAUUUUGUCUACAACAACAAGCAUCUGUUUGCGGGAAAGACUGUUCUCGAUAUUGGUUGCGGAACCGGUAUUUUGAGCAUGUUUUGCGCCAAGGCUGGUGCAGCCAAGGUCUUUGCGGUUGAUAAAUCGGACAUCAUUGACAAGGCCCGAGAGAAUGUGUUCCAUAACGGAUUCACAGAUCAAAUCACUUGCAUACGGGGAAGGAUCGAGGAAAUUGACCUUCCGGUGGAUCAGGUGGACAUCAUCAUCAGUGAAUGGAUGGGAUACUGUCUCCUAUAUGAAGCCAUGCUACCUAGCGUUCUCUGGGCCAGAGACCGCUACCUCAAGCCUGACGGUCUGCUUGUCCCUAGCGUCUCGACCAUCUGGGCUGCUCCCGUGUCGGACCCCGAGUAUGUCACAGAUUUCAUCACCUUCUGGGACGACGUCUACGGCUUUGACAUGAAGUCUAUGAAGACUGGCAUCUACGACGAGGCGCGCAUCGAAGUCAUGCCCGAAAGCUGUGUUUGCGGCUCUGCAACGCAGAUCGCAUUUCAGGAUUUGCACAGCAUCAAAACCGAGGAGCUCGAUUUUGAGGCCCCGUGGAAGUCCACCUUAUCGAGGGACAUUCCUUCACUCGACGGAUUCUUGGUUUGGUUUGAUAUCUUCUUUACUACUUCUCGGAAGGACACUGUUCCGGCGAGCCUGCAUGUCAAGCUUGGCGAGUCAAGUGCAACGCGCCCCGGCGAGAUCGCGUUUACCACUGGCCCCUUCGGCCCCGCCACCCACUGGAAGCAAGGUUUCCUGAUGAGCAAAUCUCUGGAAGACAACAUCGAAAUUAAAGCCGGGACUGAUGUCUCGGGUCGCAUCGUCUUCAAGGCACCCGAAAACAACCCACGAGCCCUAACCAUCGGCAACACAUGGACUGUGUCUGGCCAAGGAGAGAAAAAGCAACUAUGGAAGCUGCGGUAG
Molecule: messenger RNA, 1737 nt
Organism: Colletotrichum gloeosporioides
Lineage: Eukaryota; Fungi; Ascomycota; Sordariomycetes; Glomerellales; Glomerellaceae
Product: Ribosomal protein arginine N-methyltransferase rmt3
Exons: 3
Coding region: 1-1737 (578 amino acids)
Biological process (GO): peptidyl-arginine methylation
Cellular component (GO): nucleus
Molecular function (GO): protein-arginine N-methyltransferase activity
Source: RefSeq, a predicted model, not a curated record